CCCAAUAUAAUUUUCAUUUGACAAACGAGUUUCAUUCUGAAGGAGCAGCAAAUAUAAUUAGCAAGAAUUAACAUACCUGCACGAUGAACAUCCGCUGCGCCAGGCCAGAGGACUUCCUGAGCAUGCACCACUGCAACCUGCUGUGCCUGCCCGAGAACUACAAAAUGAGGUACUAUCUCUGCAUAGGUACCACCUGGCCGCAGCUCAGUUACGUGGCCGAGAACGAGGAGGGCGGCAUCGUGGGCUAUGUCUUGGGCAAAAUACUGGAGCCGGACCCGAUCGACGGUCGGUGUGGCCACAUCCUUUCGCUGGCGGUUAAGCGCUCCUACCGCCGGCUUGGUCUGGCCCAAAAACUAAUGGACCAGGUCUCGCAGGCCAUGGUGGAGUGCUUCAAUGCGCAGCAUGUGUCGCUUCAUGUGCGCAAGAGCAACCGAGCUGCCCUGAGCCUUUACACCAAUUCGCUUCAGUUCAAGAUCCAGGUGAUAAAGCCCGGGUUCUACAGGGAUGGUGAAGAUGGCUAUAACAUGCGGCGGGACCUUAAAGGAUUUGCCAGCAUGGAGCAGGGGGAUGAGAAGGCGGGCGGAGAUCAGGUCUCGCAUAUAUUCAGUGGACAAGGACUCUGCCACAGCCACCAAGGACAUGACGGUCAUUGUUGCUGAAUACUGCAAUUAGAUAAAAAAAAAUGUAAUAAAAAAUAUUUUAAAUUAA
Drosophila kikkawai is the source of this 708-nucleotide messenger RNA. RefSeq names its product N-alpha-acetyltransferase daf-31-like. The record is from RefSeq and is a predicted model, not a curated record. Gene Ontology annotation, cellular component: NatA complex. Lineage: Eukaryota; Metazoa; Arthropoda; Insecta; Diptera; Drosophilidae. Gene Ontology annotation, biological process: N-terminal protein amino acid acetylation. Gene Ontology annotation, molecular function: protein-N-terminal-glutamate acetyltransferase activity; protein N-terminal-serine acetyltransferase activity.